Molecule: messenger RNA, 2825 nt
Organism: Tuber aestivum (summer truffle)
Lineage: Eukaryota; Fungi; Ascomycota; Pezizomycetes; Pezizales; Tuberaceae
Source: the annotation of a GenBank genome assembly
AUGCCUCUUUUAACGUCGGCAGAUUACGAUGUAAUAGGAACUAUCGGUACGCCCAAGGGCUCCUCGAUUGGGUGUCUGGGAUGACGUAUAGCUAAUUGUGGAUAGGCCAUGGGUGUUUUGGCACCAUUCGCAGGGUCAAGCGAAAACAGGACGGAAUGGUCAGACCCCAUCUACCCCUCUCUCUCCGUAAAGAAUCUGCUGCUGACAUUUUGGCAGGUGCUCGCGCGGAAAGAGAUUUCAUACGUCAAGAUGGGGAGCACCGCAAAGAAUCAGCUUGCGUCUGAGUUCGAAAUCCUUGCACAUCUAGAUCAUCCGAACAUUGUUAAGUACUAUCAUCGAGAGCACAUUAAGAGCGAGAGCAGCGUUCAUUUGUGAGUUAUCACCGCACUAGAUACUGCUUAGGCUUAUCGUAGUUGAGUAGCCUUUGCUGACGUUAGCUGUUAGAUACAUGGAAUAUUGCGGUAACGGUGACCUUAGUGGCUUGAUUAAAAAAGCCAAAGAGAGCGGCAGCUCGUUUCCCGAGAAUUUUGUCUGGACCGUGGUGGCCCAACUUGUCACUGCGCUAUACCGCUGCCACCACGGGAUCGACCCCCCUGAACUGGGUGACUUGUUUUCUUACAAAAACACCACUCCUCCCCGUACCGAGAGUGAAGAGAGGAAUUUGAUCAAGGUACUCCAUAGGGACUUGAAACCUGAAAACAGUAGGUAACACCCACUAGCCUACUGGAAACGUGUUAACAGUAUGAAGUCUUUGUUAUGGCGGAUAAUUCCAUCAAGAUCGGAGACUUCGGUCUCUCGAAAAAACUCGCACCAGGAAAUAUGUUUGCAGAAACCUAUGCGGGAACCCCAUAUUACAUGUCUCCCGAGAUCUCUAGCGGCCGUCCUUAUACGGUUAAAUCUGACAUUUGGUCUAUGGGAUGCAUUAUAUAUGAGUUGUGUACCCAAGAACUCACAUUCACUUCAAACACCCUGCCCGGACUCAUAAACUUGAUCGGGAAAGGCAAAUAUAAACCAAUCCCGACUAGGUACUCCAAGCGCCUUCGUGACUUGGUUGCUAGAUGUCUUUCUGUUGAUCCGGAUGGCCGACCGGAUUCGUCGGAGCUGUUGGAAGACGAAACAAUCAGGGUGUUCCGCCGUGAGUUACAAGUCUUGGAAGUAAGCAAAAUGCUCAAGCUACGUGAAGAUGAUUGCCUCCGUAAAGAGGCGUGCCUCGAAGUCAACGCGAAGACCCUGGAACAGAGGUUCAUCGAAGGAAGACAAAGACUUGAGCGGGAGAUCGACGGGAAGAUUAGAUCUGAUUGGGAAAUAAGGGCGGAAUUAGUGAUAAAGGAGAAGGUCGAGGAGGCGAAGUUUCUUAUGAGAGGGGAGCUAGAAGCCGAAUAUCGGGAGCAAUUCAGCCAAACUGUUGAGCUCGAAGUGCAGGCUCGGAUUGCAAGGAUGGACUUGGUUCCGAGAUCUUAUGCCAUAGCCGGGGGCGAGUCAUUCGCGGAAUCCACAUUCAACCAAAAGAUUGAAGCCGAAGUACAAAAUCGGAUCGCACAGAUGGACCUAGUUCCACGCACUGCUAGCUUAUCUAGCAGCAAUUCUCGCAGCGACUCUGGAUAUGCCGCAUCAACGAGUCCCAGUAGGGCCAACUUCCCUAAUCUGCCCCCUGAGUCACCGGCCGAUAUAAUGAUGGAGUCUCCUUCAUCCCAUGCAGUUGCUACCCCGGGUCAGAAACCCCCUACAGUACAGAUUAUACACGGCCCUCCUCCUCUGAUGCCAUUCGGUCACGUAUCCCAUACCUUCACGGAUUUCACCAAUAUGCAGCCACCUGGGCUUCAAACGGGUUGGCCCGAUCAACCGGCAAGACAGCUGGAGGCUGGAGAUAAUACGAGCCCCAACCUCUUUGGAAGGCAACCUCUUAAGCCCCCCACCAAUGGCCUAUUGAACCUAGCCGCCAAACGCAACAUAUCAACAAAUGCCAAUGGGUCGCCUACACGUGUUGUACCUAGAGCGAGAUAUGGUCUACAGAGGGCAGAGACGACCGGAGGUGUUGGUUCGGCCAGGCUAAUGGCUGGCUUUGGUGUUAAUGGCACUGGGUCGACCGAUGACAUCGCCACCGUCAAGCCCAGCGCGACAGGUGCUAUCAAGCCCAAGAGCCUGGUCGAGAUCAAUCAGGAAGCCCGUCUGAAGUAUGGCCCACCGGCCGACUGGGCGAAGGAAAACCCCAAGGAUCGUCCAUCGCCGUACAAAAAAUCAUGAAUCAACACCUCAACCUCUCAAUUCAUACAAGCCCGGUGCUCUAGUGUCUCAUUAAUGUGUCCAUGUCUUACAGUUCUCCUAUGUUUCUUUUGUCAGCACAGCCUUACACAUCAACCAACGUUAGUGGGGUAGACUACGGCCAUCACCGCUUUCGAUUAUAAAGUUUCCUCUUGUAGCGUUCUCGGUAGGGGCGGGGGAGCGGAGUAGUAGUUUCUUUCUUCGUUUGGGGAAUCGGAGUCCUUUUUUAUACUAAAUGUACAGAUGUUUUUUUUCCUCCCCCUUUUCGUUUGGGAUGUUUUUCGCCUUUUCGUAUCAUUGUAUACUUGAUUUUUCCGGUGUUCGGGGGUGUUUUCCUAAACGCCUCUCUCCCUUUCCUUGUCAUACCUAUACUGCACCAGUACUUGUGCGGUUCGUACGAUUUGAUCUCUUUGUACUAUGACCUGAACAUCGUCGUACAGUCUAGGAGUAACCGGGAUAUUUAUAGUUUUCGGGGGUGAAGCGGAUACAUAGGUUAUUGUAAUGUUGUCUAGCUUUUUUUUUUGCUUUUUGUUUAUAUUCAACAAUGCCAAUAUUGAAGGAUA